UUUGUUUCUGUAUUUCUUUGGCUUUAACAUUGGGAGCAUUGUCUGAGGUGUUUGGCAUCCUCAUUUCAAUACUCAACACAGCUUUCUAGCAGCAAAGAACUACUGAGAUCUUAAAAAAACACUCCCUGAUGUCUUCAACUAAUGUGAAAUUCAUUAGGGGGAAAGUAGGAGAGAACAACACAGAUGAUGAAUGUAAUUCGAUGCAAAAUGGUAAAUGUAAAGUUAAGAACGAAGGGCCAUGGAAAACAGCAGUAGGGGUCAUGGCGGUCAUUCUUGUUGUUGUUGUUGCUGUUUGUGUUGGUCUUGGUGUUCAUUGUUGCAAAAGAAGGGUUCAGCAGGAUCGACUCAAACUAAACUUCACAGAGCUUUUCAUCAACAGAUGUGAGAUUUACGGGGGGAAAAACAAAAGGACAGACUGGCAACAUGUAUUCAAAAUAUUUGAACAAGCCUACGUGGGGAAGUCCAGCGGUCAUGUACCUAUGGAAGCCUAUUACCCCUUAAUGGAUCUGGUCCCUUUUGAACAUCCAUGUAACACAACAAUGCUCUGGAGUAAAACCCAAGAUCUGGUCUACAAGUACACUGAGAAUAAAAAAUCUUGUUUCAUCCUGAAAGACACUCUGCUGGUAUCUGUUCUGGAAAACCAAGAAUGGUGUGGAAAAGAAGGCAGCAACAAAACAAUCACUGAAAACUGCCCAAUAAGUGAAAAUUGGAAGAACAACUCUGUUAAUUCAUUCUGGAGGACAGCCUCAGCUGCAGUAAGCUCCCAACAACACAUUACAAACUUUUACAAACACAGCAGGUCUAGAAGACCAUACUCUAUGUUAUAUUAUUAACAGAGACCCAAAUCAAGACAGGGUAAGACUCAAGUCUCUGAGCAUUGCACCCCGCAGUAUUCAGCUAGUUACAGCGGUGAGGAAAAACUUGCAGGUUUGAUUCCCAGCCACGACUAUUUCCUGCAUGCAGAGCCGGCUCUACCCAAUGUGGUUACCUAGGCGAGAUUUUAAAUGGCGCCCCCCCUCCAUCGGCGAUUAACAUGCACUUACAAAAGAAAUCGAAUAGCAUUGCUUUUAUCAAUGUCUUUAAUUUGUAAGGUAACAUGUCACCAAAUUUACAUACUUAAAUACAAAAAAAUAUGAAAUAAAAUAUAAAUACCCUAACUACACAAUAAAAACUUGUA
Messenger RNA from Notolabrus celidotus (New Zealand spotty), 1177 nucleotides. RefSeq names its product ADP-ribosyl cyclase/cyclic ADP-ribose hydrolase 1-like. The coding region runs from base 129 to 833 and encodes 234 amino acids. The transcript is spliced from 4 exons. Gene Ontology annotation, cellular component: plasma membrane. Gene Ontology annotation, molecular function: phosphorus-oxygen lyase activity; NAD+ nucleosidase activity. The record is from RefSeq and is a predicted model, not a curated record. Gene Ontology annotation, biological process: positive regulation of B cell proliferation. Lineage: Eukaryota; Metazoa; Chordata; Actinopteri; Labriformes; Labridae.